AUGAACACAAAUAUUGUUGAGGAGUUGGUAGCUGGUGAGAUGGUGGCUAAUGAGCCUAUAAUCAAGGAAGAUGAGGCCAAUGAGGGGGUAGCUGAUAAGGCGGAGGCUAAUGCUAUCAAGCAGGUAGCCAAAGCUAAUGAGCGUGUGGCUACAGCUGAUGAGUAG
This is a messenger RNA of Prunus armeniaca (apricot), 165 nucleotides long. Lineage: Eukaryota; Viridiplantae; Streptophyta; Magnoliopsida; Rosales; Rosaceae. The record is from the annotation of a GenBank genome assembly.